Molecule: messenger RNA, 741 nt
Organism: Acaulospora colombiana
Lineage: Eukaryota; Fungi; Glomeromycota; Glomeromycetes; Diversisporales; Acaulosporaceae
Source: the annotation of a GenBank genome assembly
AUGUCAACCUCAGGAACAGAAAAAAAUAAUAACAAGAAUAAUAAAAUUGAAUCACCAGCAAUAAAUAUGAAAGGAAUCUUUAAAGAAGAAGAAUUCUUAAAAUUAGAUGAUAAACAAAAAAUAAAUAAAUUGGUAAAGGCAGCAAAUAUAUUUAAACAAAGAAUAACAGAAUUGGAACAACAUGUUAAAGAAGAAAAAGAUAAAAGACUUACAAGUGAAACUAUGGAAAAACAGUUUGCAACAAUAAUUACAAAUAAUUAUAAAAGGAUUAAGAAUUUCUUUAGAGAGCCAAUUAAAAAAAAUACAAAAAUAGGUAAUAAAUUAUCAAAAGAAAUAGAAAGAUUAAUUAUCACAAUAGGAAAAAUAGAAAAAGAUAAAAUAAUAACAGAAAAUUUGUACCAUAAACAAAGGAAUUUAUACAACAACUCAGAAAAAAAGAUUAAAAAAUUAGAAGAACAAAUAGAGAAAAUUGAAAAGAAGCAUAACGGAGCUAAGGAGUACAUACAAGAACAAAGAAGAAAAUUACAAGAACUACAUGAAGAAAACAAAGAAUUAAUAGAAAAGGUAGAAGAAUUAUUAGAAUUCAAAGAAGGAAUUGAUAAAAUAAUACUUAACUUGGAAAUUGAUAAACAAAUAGAUAAAAUUUGGAGAGAUAGAUUUGAAGAACAUCAAAAAUUAGUACAAACUGAAGAACAACUUGAGGAAGAAAUUAACAGGAAAGAACAGGUACAAAAAGACUAA